AGCCAGACAUUGCAGGGGUCCUUGGUGAGUGCCUUGUUCCUGUUGGAGAGCCCAGUGUCCCUCUCUGUGCGCUGACUCUGAGCUCCUUUCAGACCUGGGACACGGACCUGGAGGUUGAUGCUCAAGAGCAUGCAGAGAAGUGCAGCUGGACCCAGAACGGGGGCCCAGGCAGGUUAAACCUCUUUGCAACAGCUUCAGCCCUGGAUGUAGAACUGGCCAUGGAAGAAUGGAACGGGGAGAGGAAAUUCUACAACUCGACAACAUCCACGUGUGUCCCUGGGCAGACGUGUGACAACUACACCCAGGUGGUCUGGGCAGAAACAACUCGCAUUGGCUGUGGGAGCAGUUUUUGUAAGAAGAGCCAUGGAAUCGAAACAGAAAAUGUACAUCUGCUUGUUUGCAGCUAUUAUCCUCCGGGUAACAUGAAAGGCAAAAAGCCCUACCAGGAAGGACCCUCGUGUGAAAUGUGCCCCACGGACACAGUCUGUGUGAACAACCUGUGUGAAGAACUGGAGACAAACCAUGACCAGACAAGUGUGGAUCCACCCAAAGGAGGAGCCCCCAGUACCUGCUUGGGUCUUUCCCUCUUCCUCCUCCCCAGUGCCAUCCUGCUGGGCCUUCUGCUCUGAAGGGUCUUCCUCAGCUGUCCCUGCACCUCUCACCAAGGCUUUGUCAGUGCUGGUUGUUCCACAGCCCUGGCAGGCUCAGGAGACUCCUUGGACAAUUCACACGCUCCCUCCUCACGCUGCCUUCUGUGCUGCAGCCCCGGCGAGCCAAGGGCAGCCAUCAGUGCUGGGGGAACUCUGUCCCCUUCCUGAGCAGACCUGAGGGCAGGAGGGUGUUACAGUGCACUCAGGAUAUGCUUUUUCCCAUUUCCAGGCACCCCUGUGACUGGCAUCAGAUAAGCCUGGUCCUUUCCUUCCUGCUCUGAAGGGGUUGGUGGAGAGCCAUAAAACCCUCCCUGUCCAGAGCCUAGAUAAGUCCAUGACCCUUCCUGUCGCUCGCUUUCCCCCCUGAUCUCAUGGAAUAAAGAAGCUGGACAACUA
Taeniopygia guttata (zebra finch) is the source of this 1046-nucleotide messenger RNA. Lineage: Eukaryota; Metazoa; Chordata; Aves; Passeriformes; Estrildidae. The record is from RefSeq and is a predicted model, not a curated record.